Molecule: messenger RNA, 563 nt
Organism: Prorocentrum cordatum
Lineage: Eukaryota; Dinophyceae; Prorocentrales; Prorocentraceae
Source: the annotation of a GenBank genome assembly
AUGGAAAGUUGUGCGAAGCUCACUGACCAGAUAACCAUCCUUGGCCGCGAGUACCAAUCCCGUCACAAGGGGCUUCGACAGUCCGCCUCUGCUUCCCUGAACGCCACAGACCAUGUGAUGGAGGAUUUGCGCCAGGAGUUCCUCUCCAAGGACCGCACCACACUCCCUUGCGGGGCCGCUGAGAUGCGCGAUGUGGACAAGUCGCAGGAGCAGGUCAUGGUCAGUCUAUUGAUUCAUCAAGAUCAGACUUGCAAGCUGGCGCCGCCGGGUUUCCCGCGCGGCGCGCUGGUCAACGACUUGCGCGCCAGUGGAGAUGGGCCCCGCUCCUACUUCUCCCCCACCGCCGAGGCGUCGAAGAUCAUGGUCCGCGCGUUUGACAUGAGUCAGAAACGAUCGUUUCAUUUCGAGCCAGCGCUUGCGGCAUCUUCUUUCUUGGACAGUUUCAGUCGCACCGCUGGCCCCCGGGCGCGCCCCGACCUGCUCCAGCCCAUUGUAAAGUUGUUCCUGAUGCUCCGACGCGAUCUUGAUCUCCAGGGUCGCCAGCGCGACUUCCCCCUGGGCAG